AUGAAUUAUAAUUCAGCUACUGUUAGUAGCAAUACCAGUUGUACAAUGGAACAACAUUUAAUUGAUAAGUUAAGACUUUUUGUUGAAAACGAAAAAAGUAAUAAUCGAUUAUUACAAUCAAUCAAUACUUUAUGCAACCAACCAUUUUCUCAAAUUUUUAAUGAACUUUUUGAUUGGUUUCAAGCUCAGAGUAAAUGGGACUUAUUGCAAAAAUGUAUAAUUUUGUAUAUAAUCUAUCAAAAGUUUCUGAUUCCAGUAUAUUAUGAAAUUAAAGGCUAUGGUUUGGUAUAUUUUAUUAGACAUACAAUAAUCAGAAAUUUUCUACUAAAGAAUUUAUUUGGUAAAAUCAUCCUAAAAAAUAAAUUGGCUUCGGAAAAAAUCAAUCAAGAGGUUAACAAAGUCAAAAAAGACUUAAGAAAGAGUUUAAUUAAGACAACUCCAGAGCUAACAAAUUACAACAAAUUACCUGCUGUUGGGCUAACCCAAGGUGAAAUUGUUGAGUAUCUAGAUAAAUCAAUCAAACUAUUGCCGCAUUCGGAUUAUGAACAUGGGAAAGUUAGUGGCGCAGUUUAUCACGGUGGUAAAGAAUUAAUUGAUAUACAAACGAUAAGUUUUCAAAAGUACUGUGUUGGCAAUCAAUUGCAUCCCGAUGUGUUCCCGGGUUUAAGAAACAUGGAAGCUGAAGUAGUUUCAAUGGUUUUGCAAAUGUUUCACGCUGAUUAUAGCAAAGGAUUUGUUGGUUCCACUACUUCUGGUGGGACAGAGUCCUUAUUGUUAGCGUGUUUGAGUGCUAAAAUGUACGGAUUAAAGUAUAAAAAUAUUACAGAGCCAGAAAUAAUCAUUCCUAAAACAGCACAUGCUGGGUUCUACAAGGCGGGUUAUUAUUUUAAUAUAAAAAUUAGAGAGGCUAAUAUUGAUCCUGUUACAUAUAAAGUUGAUUUAAAACAUGUUGCAAAUUUAAUCAAUAAAAACACUUGUUUACUUGUCGGCAGUGCACCAAAUUUCCCACACGGUAUAAUUGAUGAUAUCGAAGGCCUAAGUGAAUUGGCUUUGAGAAAUAAUGGGGGUAUCCCAUUACACGUUGAUUGCUGUUUAGGUAGUUUUAUAGUAGCGUAUAUGGAAAAAUGUGGUUUUAGCGUUGGACCCGGGUAUUUUGAUUUUAGAGUGCCUGGUGUGACCAGUAUUAGUUGUGAUACUCACAAGUAUGGGUUUGCUCCCAAGGGCUCAAGCGUGUUGAUGUAUAGAAAUGCUACUUUGAGAAGCUGUCAAUAUUAUAUAUCAACAGAUUGGUGCGGUGGGUUGUAUGGCUCGCCAACUUUAGCUGGGAGUAGACCAGGUGCACUAGUGGUUGGUUGUUGGUCAACAAUGGUACAUAUGGGUUCGAAGGGUUAUUUAGAAAGUUGUAAAGAAAUAGUUGGUGCUGCUAUGGCAUUGAAAAAAUUUAUCCAACAAGAAAUACCAGCAUUAAAAAUUAAUGGUGAUCCAUUGUGUUCUGUUGUAUCAUUUGCUUUCCAAGAUGAAAAUAAAUACGAUAUUUACGAGUUAAGUGAUAGAUUAAGUAAGAAUGAGCAUUGGCAUAUGAACACAUUACAAAAUCCAGCUGCUAUACAUUUUGCCUUGACUAGAUUGAGUGCACCCAUUGUUGAAACUGAACUCUGUCCUAUUUUGAAAAGGACUGUGGAAGAAUAUGUGAAAGAGGUUGAUAGUAGAAAUGAUGAUUCCGUUGAUAAGAAGCACGGUGCUAACUCGGAUACUAGCGCUUUAUAUGGUGUUGCAGGUAGUGUUAAAACUACUGGUAUUGCAGAUAGAUUAGUAGAAGCAUUUUUAGAUACUUUAUUUCAACCAGCCAGUACUGAUAUCCCUGAUGUCAAUGUUACCAGCACUACAAUUGAGACCGAUGAUAUAAUUAACUAA
Messenger RNA from Saccharomycodes ludwigii, 1914 nucleotides. It is a transcript of the gene DPL1, whose product is annotated as sphinganine-1-phosphate aldolase DPL1. Gene Ontology annotation, biological process: carboxylic acid metabolic process; sphingolipid catabolic process. Gene Ontology annotation, cellular component: endoplasmic reticulum. The coding region runs from base 1 to 1914 and encodes 637 amino acids. The record is from RefSeq and is a predicted model, not a curated record. Lineage: Eukaryota; Fungi; Ascomycota; Saccharomycetes; Saccharomycodales; Saccharomycodaceae. The transcript has a single exon. Gene Ontology annotation, molecular function: pyridoxal phosphate binding; sphinganine-1-phosphate aldolase activity.